Spodoptera exigua (beet armyworm) is the source of this 2645-nucleotide messenger RNA. Lineage: Eukaryota; Metazoa; Arthropoda; Insecta; Lepidoptera; Noctuidae. The record is from the annotation of a GenBank genome assembly.
CGAAGCGCCGCGCUCAUGUAUCGCGGGGUCCGCCCAUCGCAAUGAAGUGCCUGUGGUUAUUUGUGAUCGUUCUGUGUUUUACGUGCGAAGCCGCAAACAAACCUCGGAGAGGACGCGGCAGCAUGUGGUGGGGUAUAGCCAAAGCGGGGGAGCCAAAUAAUCUAUCACCGAUUUCACCAGGGGUUCUUUACAUGGACCCGGCAGUUCACGCCACACUCAGGCGGAAACAGAGAAGGCUCGCCAGGGAGAACCCUGGAGUAUUAGCAGCAGUAGCUAAAGGUGCCAGCAUGGCUGUCGCCGAAUGCCAACACCAGUUCAAAUAUACAAGAUGGAACUGCUCCACAAGGAACUUCCUGAGAGGGAAGAACUUGUUCGGCAAAAUCGUGGACAGAGGUUGCCGCGAAACAGCGUUCAUCUAUGCGAUCACUAGCGCAGGAGUGACGCAUGCGGUGGCACGCGCGUGCGCAGAAGGCUCCAUAGAAUCAUGCACGUGUGAUUAUUCGCAUAUCGACCGCGUACCGCAUCGAACCCGCGCCGCUGCCGCCUCCAAUGUCCGCGUCUGGAAGUGGGGUGGUUGCAGUGACAACAUUGGCUUCGGCUUCAGAUUCAGCCGUGAAUUUGUCGACACCGGAGAAAGAGGCAAAACCCUGAGAGAAAAAAUGAACCUACACAACAACGAGGCUGGACGAGCGCAUGUGCAAACGGAGAUGCGGCAGGAAUGCAAGUGUCACGGCAUGUCUGGCUCGUGCACCGUCAAGACUUGCUGGAUGAGGCUGCCCAGCUUUCGCUCUGUGGGCGAUUCGCUGAAGGACCGCUUCGACGGCGCAUCGCGAGUCAUGAUGCCUAACACUGACCUAGAAUCACCAGCGCAGCGGAAUGAUGCGGCGCCGCACAGGGUGCCACGGAGAGACAGAUAUCGAUUCCAACUGCGGCCUCACAAUCCAGACCACAAGUCACCCGGGGCCAAAGACUUGGUUUACUUAGAAUCAUCGCCUGGUUUCUGCGAAAAGAACCCAAGACUAGGCAUCCCCGGUACACACGGGCGUGCCUGCAACGACACGAGUAUCGGCGUGGAUGGCUGCGACCUCAUGUGCUGCGGCCGAGGGUACCGGACGGAGACAAUGUACGUGGUGGAACGGUGUAACUGCACCUUCCACUGGUGCUGCGAAGUGAAGUGCAAGCUCUGUCCAACGGAAAAAGUGGUACACACGUGUUUAUAGACUCGCGGUCGCUGAUGACGAAGUGAUCAAUGAGAGAAACUUUAGUGUGGAACAGAUGUGAUUGUGACUCAGACUCGAGAGUGGACCUGUUUUCUCAUUCGGAGGUAGAUAACGGACCUUGUAUAUAAUCACUUCACUUUUUCAUCUAUCCAAGUCGUCGAAAUCGUAUAUCAUGUUGACUUAUGUAAAUAGUUUCUCUAUCACUGUUUAUUUCUUCUUUUAUACAUGAUAAUUGAUCCGGCGUAAAAUUAAAGUAAGCUACUCGUUCGGUUAAUUUAUUUGACUAUUAAGUGCGAACAUGUGAUCUAGUAACUUUAUUUUUUUUGGACACUGUCGUUCGGAAAUUAAUGAGACCAGUUUACAGACGAUUUAUUUCUAUCAUCGGCUCAUUUUGUAUUUAUUCUAAAUUGGACUUAUUGGUUUCCUUACGCGGUCAGCUGUGUAAUUUAUUUAUUCGUAGGUAUCGUACAUACUCGGCUGGACAUCCCAAGGAGACGCGUACGCGAACUGACAUUUCGUACCAGACUUUAUAUGAUAUUACUUAAUAUCAUUCCAAAGUUAAUAUUCAAGUUUUUCAGAGAAGUUAUUUGCAAUUAUUAAAACAGCGGUAAUAAUCAUUUGAGUUUUAUAAAUACUUUCUAUUUUAUGGACGUCCGCGUUGGGUGCAUGCUCGCAUAACUGUUUUGAGAUUCAACAGCGAAAUUAUCUUGUAAUUAUAAUUUCAUAUUAUAAUUAAACCGGCUAAUGGAAUUUGUGGCUUAAUGGCAUUUGCAUAAAGUGUCUUCUUGGGUGUUCAGCGGCGGAGGUAGCGUUGGGCUUAUCAGUCAGUAAGUAGCGCCGUCGUAAAAGUGUCCCACAUUACGAGAUAAACGCUUUGGAGAAUUUUAAUUAAAUAUUAAACGAAUUAAAUAAUCAGUAUUAUACGUAUAAUAUUGUAUGCGUGUUGCGUCUGAUACAUGCAGAUAGUGUCGCACGCGAACCAGGCUGACUCGUUAUAAACUAUGCUCGUCUCUUCAACCGCUCUUUGUGUAUAUGCAUGUGCUCCAAUAUCAACGUUAAUUUUUAACGUUUUUUUAACAUUGUGUUUGUAAUUAGACAGGAUUGUACAGCGAACUGUUCACUUGGCGAGUUUCUAUUCAAAAUCUUACAACUCAUCUCCUAUUUGGACUAACCAACUUGGAUUCAUUUCCAGAAUUAUCUUUGACACACUUUUGACAAAAUCUGCCUUUUCCCAUUUUCGAUGACAAUAAGUUUUGACAUUCCAAAUUCGGUAGUUUGCCAAUAAAUGAGGAAGCUUUAUUGAUCAUGCAAGUAAUUAUAUCAACUUGAAUGAUAUUUCAUAUGUGAUAUAUACAUAGUAUAGCCAGUAAGUAGGUAUAUAUAGGUAGUCUAAUCCUACUGAGCUUAAAUUGUGUAUAAUAAUGC